Molecule: messenger RNA, 2146 nt
Organism: Coffea arabica (coffee)
Lineage: Eukaryota; Viridiplantae; Streptophyta; Magnoliopsida; Gentianales; Rubiaceae
Product: serine/threonine-protein kinase STN8, chloroplastic-like
Biological process (GO): protein phosphorylation
Molecular function (GO): ATP binding; protein kinase activity
Source: RefSeq, a predicted model, not a curated record
AGGAUAAACCUGGGAGGGCCACGUGGCCAAGGUGCUGCCUCUGCUGCCCUUCUUUCAUUGCCGCAGGAGUGGGAUUUGUGUUACUGCAAAGCAAAGCUCUGUCUGUCCGCUGUGACCGACGGGGUAAGCAGUUUACAUUUUACGGUAGUGUGGUGAUGAGAUGAUGGCUUCUCUGCUCUCCCCGACUGCUCCAACAGCACUACUUUCCCAGCAGGAUCCCAAAUUCAUUUGCUUUUCUCCAUCAAAUCCAACCUCCCAGACUGCCUCUCUCUGCAGCUCGUUAACGAGAAAUACUAGUUUGAGGUGCAGCGCAUUCUUGGAUGGCAUUUCCGAUGCUACUUCUAGUUCUAGUUUGCCACUACCGCUACCGUUAGACUACCUUGACCUCGACCAGUCCUCGUCACUUCAAUUCCCUGCUCUUCAACCUGUUCUGCCCCUGCUCCAAAGUUUGAUCGCCGAGCUGCCCCAAGGCCACCAAUCGGGAGUCUUGCUCUUCGCUGGCUUUGCUUGGCUAUAUUUGACGGCCAGGCCGGGCGUUCUCCUUGGUGCCUUCGAUUCCUACCUUCUAGCUCCUCUGCAGUUGGGCUUUGAUACCCUGACUGGGAGAAGGAGACUGAAGCGGACCGAUUUCUUGAUUGGGGAAAGGCUCGGAGAAGGUUCCUUCGGUGUUGUUUACUCUGGUCUCGUUGUUCCUAAGAACGUGUCAGUGGAUGCUGACAGGGUUUUGACGAGAGCAACUCUGAGGGCUCUCGAGAACGAUCAAAGGUUCAAAGACAAGGUCAUUCUCAAAAAGGUAAAACUUGGAGUUCAAGGUGCUGCAGAAUGUGGUGAUUUUGAAGAGUGGUUUAAUUACAGGUUGUCAAGAGCAGCUCCUGAGACGUGUGCAGAAUUUCUCGGAAGUUUUAUUUCUGACAAAACUAAUUCUCAAUUUACCAAGGGUGAGAAAUGGCUCGUAUGGAAGUUUGAGGGUGAUCUUGACCUUGCUGAUUACAUGCAAGAUCGUGGCUUCCCUUUGAACCUGGAAUCUGUUAUGUUUGGCCGUGCCUUGCAAGGAUUAGAGUCUGUUGAACGCAAUGCACUGAUCAUCAAACAGAUAAUGCGCCAAAUCAUUACUUCCCUCAAGAAAAUCCAUGACACUGGUAUAGUACACCGGGAUGUAAAGCCCUCCAACUUAGUAGUUACAAAAAAGGGGAAAAUCAAACUCAUAGACUUUGGAGCAGCAACAGACCUUCGAAUUGGAAAAAAUUACAUGCCCGAUCGCGGACUACUUGAUCCUGAUUAUUGCCCUCCUGAGCUAUAUGUAAUGCCAGAGGAAACUCCAAAUCCACCACCGGAGCCAAUUGCUGCCUUUCUUUCUCCAGUUCUGUGGCAGUUAAACAGUCCUGAUCUCUUUGACAUGUACUCUGCUGGAAUUGUAUUCUUACAAAUGGCAAUACCGUCCUUAAGGUCCACAUUAGGUUUAAAAAAUUUUAAUCUAGAAUUGAAGACAGUGGGAUAUGACCUGAGAAAGUGGAGGGAGAGAACAAGGAUGAGGCCUGACCUUAGCAUUCUCGAGCUUGAUUCUGGUAGAGGUUGGGACUUGGCCACAAAGCUUAUUUCAGAGAGAGGUUUCCUGAGAAGGGGUCGAUUAUCUGCUGGAGCAGCCCUGAGGCAUCCAUAUUUUUUGCUAGGCGGUGAUCAAGCUGCUGCAGUUCUUUCGAAAUUUGCUUUCAAGUAGGAAACCUUUGAUCAUGUGGGAGGAAAGAAAAAUUCACGAGGAGCUUCUAUGCAUGUAAAGUUUAUUGUUCUCCAAUUUGUUAGCAUACCAGCAGUUCCUCCUUGAGAUACUUGCAGCUAAAAAUGUCUUGCUCGCCAGAAAUUGCAGAAGUCAGCGUGUUAAACUCGAAUGAGUAGUCUUGACUUUCUAACAGGGCAGAAAAUUCGUCUGUCUGCUGCUAAAUCCUUUUGUUUGUGCCUAAAAGAAAGAGAAGAGCAAAAACUUGGAAAAUAUUGCCGAAAGAUAUAUCCUCUGGCAAAUAACCAUUCUUUAUGUACUAUUGCUGUAGAUAUAUUUCCUGAAUCCCGCAUAGUUGCCUUUGUUGGCUGAAGACAAUCCAGAGAUCAAUACAGAAACUUUUCACUUCAAUGCGAUCACCAGCAAUUACCA